AUGUCUGGAAACCUCCUUGCGGUCAUGGACCUCCCUCAAAACUCCCGUGACGUCGUCGAAGUCCUGCGCACCGUUCAGGACAACCUCACUGGCUUCGUCGAAGCCGAGAGCUGGCAAACGUUCAACCUCACCUGCGACGAGUACACCAGCCUCUGCACCUACCUCCGCCGCAGCGACAACACCGACCUCUUCGACACCUGGAACAGCAUUCGCUCCGACUACAUCCUCCUCACCUCCCACCUCACGCUCCGCCUCCCCUCCGUCCCGCAAGUCCUCUUCACCGCCGCGCUCCAAGACCACAUCAGCACCGCGCUCUUCCACCUCGCCAUCGAAUCCCCCUCCAACUGGUUCCUCGGGCGCAUCACCUCCAUCAACGCCGAGCGCGACGAUAGCGCCGCCUCCAUCGUCUUCAACUCGCACCACCCCGACCUCACCUACCACUUCUCCACCACCCCCCGCGGCAACUCCGCCCGGCCCACCAACGCCCGCAGCACCCCGACGCAGCCGACCCUCAUCGUCGAGAUCUGCAACGACGUCAAGCACGCGGACCUGGAGGCGCGGCUGGCGGCCCGCUACAUGGCCGCCGGCAACAAGGCGACGCGCACCGUCGUCGCGCUCGACACGACGCGCGGAGUCUACAGCGUGUGGCGGUACCUGCGCUUCCUGCCGACGCGCGUCGACGGGAGGGAGUUUCGUCGCUGCUUUCUUACUGAGAAGGAGGUGCCGUGGCGCGGGGUCCGCGGCGAAGAGGGGAAGGGUUUGGAGUUGAAGUUGCGGGACUUUUUGCCGACGGAUAUGCCAGCGAUCCGGGGGGUGAAGGAGGAGGUGGUGGAUGGGUUGAUGCGCAGGUCGAUUGUGGUGGAUUGCGAGAAGUUGACGGGGUUGUGGGAGAAGGCGAACGAUCCGGAGACGGUCGACAUCUUUGGGGGUGGGGAUAUUGGAAGUAUGGAUAUGGAGAUUUCGGAGACGGAGGCUGAUGGGGAUGAUGAGGCUGAUGAGGAGGAUGAGGAGGAUGAGGCUGGAGAGGAGGAUGACGAGGACGAUGACUUGAGUAUGGAGGAGCUGAUGGACGACCUCUUCGAGGAGGUGGAGACGCGCACCCAGGGUGCCGUUGCGCAGGGUGGAGCUACGAGCUUCGACAACUGGGUGGGACAUGAGCCUGAAGAUGCGGAGGAGGAGCUCGAGGACUACGAUGACAGUGAGGAGAGCGAGGACGAGUGA
Molecule: messenger RNA, 1221 nt
Organism: Diplodia corticola
Lineage: Eukaryota; Fungi; Ascomycota; Dothideomycetes; Botryosphaeriales; Botryosphaeriaceae
Exons: 2
Coding region: 1-1221 (406 amino acids)
Source: RefSeq, a predicted model, not a curated record